AGCUCGCUUAUCGUGUGUGUGAAUCAGUGAAUCAAUCGAUUAGUGUAGUGUUCGUCCGCGUGUAUACCAUAACGUGUGUGAUGUGCGUGUCACUGUAUGUGUGGCUAUACUAGACAACAAGUCACUCUCAAUGUCUAAAAAGAAAACAACAUACGGACGGACGAAUACAUGAUAGUGGAUAAGUGACAAAUAAAAAUUGAAUUAGAAAUAAAUAGCCAAACGGAAAUAGUAGUGUGUCACAUUAAACUCGGUCGGUUAUUGCCGCAUUAACGCCUGCCAGUCGGGUGGUGUGCAUGAUGUUUGUUUGCAAAUGUAAGCACCCGUUUUUGUUUUUGGCUAAAAUCGUCUAGGAGCCUGAAAUUUACAGCCUAGUUAAUGUCGAAUUUAAUUUUUAGUUUAACAUACAUAUGUAAGCGCGAUAAUCACCAAAGAAAAAAUACGUAAAUUGUAUUCCCGCUUACUAGCACGGGAAACAAAGGAAACUCGUGGCUUCACAUUAAUCCGCAAUAAAUCAUCAACGAGUUUGAAACCAAUAAAAAAACAUUCACUAAAGCAGAUAUUCAUUCGCCAAGAACGGCGACGGCCAGCAUCAGUACGUCAUUAAAUGAAGUUGCAGCGGCAGCGGCAUCAAGAACAAUAACAAAAAGCAUACAUAUCUUAAUGAAAUGUUUAUUCGAAAUUUGAUAGAAAUAUUUCCCCAACAAAAGACAUUUCAAGGAAGAUACGACCAUUACAGGUGUUGGACAUCGUAGUAGCUUUGGCGAAAUCCCACCAACACUUUCUGCCCCUUAACAUCGUACAUUGUUCAACCAGCACCGAAGUGGAAGAAGAACUAAACAUUCAAAAUGGUGGAUUAUUAUAAAGUUCUAGAUGUGCCUCGUUCAGCGACAGAGGCUGAAAUAAAAAAAGCGUAUAGAAAAUUAGCACUAAAAUGGCAUCCAGAUAAAAACCCGGAUAAUUUGGAUGAAGCGAACAAACGUUUUCGUGAAUUAUCGGAAGCCUAUGAAGUUUUGUCCGACGAACGCAAACGAAAAAUCUACGAUUCACGCUCGACCUUGCACAAGAGCAGUUACAGCAGUAAUUCUUCGUCAUACACCUCUGGGGGCAGUUACGGUGGUUCAAAUGGUUAUCGCUACCGCACAACCGGUGCUAAAGGCUAUGGCGACUAUAUACCCAGUUAUGGUUCAUCAAAGCGUGGUAAUCGCUAUCAAACGUUCACCUUUAGGAAUCUCUUUGAGUCCACACCAUUCCAGAAAUUGUUCGAGAAAAAGCGUCGAGUAUACGAUCAGUAUGGCAAAGAAGGUUUGUUGGGAGAGCGAGGACAUCAUCGUUCUUCAAGAUAUCAUGGGCACGAGUUCGAUGAAUUUGAUAUAAUGGGUGGAUUUCCAUUUGUCUUCCGGCCGCCUGAAGAAGUGUUCCGAGAAUUUUUUGGAGGAAAUUCGCCGUUUGCAGAUCUAUUUCGAGAUGUUCACAGUUAUCAACACCCUGGCAGCCGGCGUUCGAAUGGUACAUCGGGUAGCAGUAGUCGCUCCCAUCAUCAUGGAGCAAACACGAAAUUGGCCUCGUCAUUUGCUUCCCCCAUGCUCAAUUACUCAAUGAUGGAUUUUUUAGUGCCCUCGAAUGGAUUCACUUCGUUUUCUAGUUACAGCAGUAUGUCCAAUGGAGGCCGUGCCGCUAGUGCAGGCACAAAUGGUGCCGUUAAGCGAACCUCAACAUCUACUACCUUUGUCAAUGGCAAAAAGCUUAUGACAAAAAGGGUCUAUGAAAACGGCAAGGAGACUGUAUUUUCGUACGAGAACGAUGUCCUCAAAUCAAAGACUGUGAACGGAGUUGCGCAGAAACUCUCUUCAAUUGCAAACUGAAUGCAAAGCCACACCACAAAACCAACUACCAACAUUAAAAAGUCAUUUUUUUUCAUAGAUACAAACUGAAGACCAACCCAGCCCUAAUCUAGACUUCCUUUUCCACUCACCUCGUUAGCCAUGGGAAGCAAAUCCACUGCACAAAUGCAGAUAAUCAACUCCUCAGAAAGCACACAAAAUUCUUGUUAUAUAUAUGUUUCUAUUUCUAAUUUUUUUUUAUAUAUAAUUUACUUAUGGUAUUUUGAUUUACGUACAUUUCUUAUAUUAAUUUUUAUUAUAAUUUUAAGUAUUUUAUUAAAACAAAUUUUGAACUGGAGCGGAGUAUGGCGAAGCAUUCCACUUGCUGCUAAAGUGCGGAUAGUGUGGGUGGCUAAUCAGCUGUUUGCUUUUACUUAAAUGCCGAAUCAGUUCACUGCCUAAGAAAAGGUGGACAAAAUAUAUGAAAUCGCUGCUUUGAUACGUAGUAAUGUAUAAAUUAUGUACGAUAUCAAAUUAAAAUUUUGUGUUUGAUUUUGUUCGUCUUUUCUUGUGGUUUCUUUAAGAUUAGUCUGUAACUACAAAUCUAAGAUGUUCGCUAGUUUAAUUAUAAUUUUGCUUUAAUAAUAAAAAUAACAUAUACAUUAAA
Molecule: messenger RNA, 2487 nt
Organism: Stomoxys calcitrans (stable fly)
Lineage: Eukaryota; Metazoa; Arthropoda; Insecta; Diptera; Muscidae
Gene: mrj
Product: dnaJ homolog subfamily B member 6
Exons: 7
Coding region: 846-1862 (338 amino acids)
Cellular component (GO): cytoplasm; nucleus
Molecular function (GO): Hsp70 protein binding; protein folding chaperone
Source: RefSeq, a predicted model, not a curated record